AUGUACUCCAUGGUGGAAUACUUCGGAGACAUGGGACAAAUCGGGCAGGACUACGGUUCCAAGAACUCGCCAACAGACAGCUCGAAUCUGGACCAUGUCACUAAGGUGAUCGCAUACCAUCCACGCUACCUGGACCACUUUCUAAACACACAGAAAUUUGUCAUGCAGUGCGAUGGACCGCUGGCGUACGACUAUAGGAACUACAUCGCUAUUAUGGCUGCUGCCCGCCAUAAAUGCACGUACCUGGUUAAUCUGUAUGAGGAAAUAUUCCUGGCGAACGGUGGUGACCCGAACUGGCUGAACGGGCUCGAACACAUCCCGGCGAAACUGCGUGCCAUUUCAGACAUUAACAAAAUCCUUGCCCAUCGUCCAUGGCUACUAAACAAGGAACACAUCGAGCGGCUUACAAAAGGGCAGAACAGUUGGUCACUGUCCGAGGUAGUCCACGCGAUUGUGCUACUGGCCCACUACCAUUCGCUUUCCUCCUUCGUGUUUUCCUGCGGGCUUACCCAGGAGGUGGACGGCGCUAGUCACAAAAUUGAAAACAACAACGUUCUCACCCAGAAGACUGCCUUCAAUCGUUUACAUGAUCUGUAUAAUUCUCAGCAUCCCGAAAACCUCCCGAAUAGUGAUGAUGGUAAUAUCCGUCCGGAAGUGAGCGUCGAUGCGUUGAUGCAGCGUAUGAAGCGUCUGUCGGAGAAGAUCGACGAAUGUAGCGAAACAGAGCUCAGCAAUCGCUUCAAGCAUGUCGAGCAACAGGCGGCAGAAUUGCCGCCGGUUGUUCGGGAGGCACCGGCAGAUGUACCGCAGCAGAUAGGCCGAUACGUUGACGAUCCGUGCUUCACAUAUCAGGAUUUCGCUCGUCGUGGUGCGGAAAACAUUCCGCAAACGUUCCGGAUACAGGACUACUCCUGGGACGACCAUGGAUACUCACUAGUUAAUAGAUUGUACAAUGACGUUGGGUUCUAUCUGGAUGACAAAUUCCGGGCGGCCUACAAUCUAACGUAUUACACGAUUGCAGGACGCACGAAUGUUGACACGUCCAAGUUCCGCCGUGCCAUAUGGAACUAUAUCCAGUGCAUCUACGGCAUCCGCCACGAUGACUACGAUUACGGGGAGGUAAACCAGCUGCUUGAUCGCUCGCUGAAGAUGUUCAUCAAGACGGCCUGCUGUUUCCCGGAGCGCAUCACCAAGCUGGAUUACGACAGUGUGCUCGUCGAGCUGCAGCACAGUGAAAAGGUUCACAUCAAUCUUAUGAUCUUGGAGGCCCGCAAUCAGGCGGAGCUGCUGUAUGCCUUACGCGAAGUUAUGCGAUACAUGACAUGA
Anopheles marshallii is the source of this 1326-nucleotide messenger RNA. Its product is annotated as sestrin homolog. Gene Ontology annotation, molecular function: L-leucine binding; oxidoreductase activity, acting on peroxide as acceptor. The record is from RefSeq and is a predicted model, not a curated record. The transcript has 7 exons. Lineage: Eukaryota; Metazoa; Arthropoda; Insecta; Diptera; Culicidae. Gene Ontology annotation, cellular component: nucleus. Gene Ontology annotation, biological process: positive regulation of macroautophagy; regulation of response to reactive oxygen species; cellular response to leucine starvation. Bases 1 to 1326 code for a protein of 441 amino acids.